This is a messenger RNA of Dichomitus squalens LYAD-421 SS1, 1805 nucleotides long. RefSeq lists its product as uncharacterized. The record is from RefSeq and is a predicted model, not a curated record. Lineage: Eukaryota; Fungi; Basidiomycota; Agaricomycetes; Polyporales; Polyporaceae. Bases 299 to 1714 code for a protein of 471 amino acids. The transcript is spliced from 4 exons. Gene Ontology annotation, molecular function: protein binding.
GCACAAGCACUAUUGUCUGGCAGUACUUUUCCGUUGCCAUGGUCAACGCAACGAGUCGCACACCGCCGCGCUGAGGAUCUCCUCAUGGCGAGCUACUCUGGCAUGCUCCCCACAAUCGAACCUGAACAUGUGUCCGGCAUCGAUGCCAGAACUGUCUUUGCAUUGUGUCCAUUCUCAGCAACUGCUGCCCCAUUUGCAGACCGAACACUGGCGAUCUCCGUCGCUGCAAAGUAUAAGGCCGUCUCUGCUGCGAAAGGCCUGCUUCGUUUAGUUGCUCCCCGUCUUGCCCGCAUCCAGCAUGUCUUGCAGUCUUUGUCGUUUGCCAUUCACUCCGAGCGCACGCUCGGUGCGUCCGCGAUGGCCUCCAGAAGGCAUGCUCUCCGAAAAGCAACUGCAAUACAUGAAACAUGCCGUCGGCAUGGGCCAGUACCUCGUCGGCCUGGUCGUCAAUCUCGUACAUCUCGAUGACAACAUGUUCACGAUCAAUAACAGCCCUGUCCUUGUCACGAUCAUCUGGGAGACGGGAGGCAAGACGUUUGUCGCGCUACACACGCACUGCGCCAUGUUCCUUCGGCACAAUCUGGGGCUUACAUCCAAUACCCAAGAAGCACUGAUCGAAUGUUCCCUGCUAGACAUCAUAGUCGGGCCGACCCAGAGCGGCGCACACGCAGGCAGACUCAACAACGUCGAUUACGAAGGCGUCCUUGGUCAAGGCUCCCAGCGCGUCGACAUCGAGUCCCUCUGGUCCAUCGGGCCCACCGCAGGCAAUCAAGACUUUGCAUGGCACGAGUGGAAGCGACGGGGCCUCGAAUGGACAGCUGUCCGUCCCGACGUCUUCCCGCGGUUCAGCCCGACAGUCCUCCCCGCCCGUCUCUCUAACCUCGGCGAACGGCCCGCCACGACCGCCGACAGGAUCACGACGCUCCCGCUCGACGUCCUGCACAUCCUCCUGCCAUACCUCUCCGAUGAGGCCUACGUAAAACUCAUGGCGACGUGCCGCACGCUGCGCUACCACGCGCUCACGACCUUCCAGCCCCUCGCCCGGGCGCGCGUGCUCAGGCUGCGCUGGGCGGUCCCGCUCGAGAGCGAGUACGCGAGCUACGUCCGCACCAAGCACCCCGCGCUCGCCGACCUGUACCGGCAGCUCACAUCCGCGCCGGAGACCGCAACGCACCCCCCGAGCCGCUCUGCGCCCUCUUCUCCGACCGACUCGGACGGCGCCGGCCUCGACGCCAGAUUCAACUCACUGUCGCUGCGCGCGGCCGCAGCCGCGCAAUCGCACGGGAACGGGAACGGAAACACAGACACGAGACACAGGGACCCGCUCGCGCAUCUCGAGAUGGCGCACGCGGCGCACUCGCCCGUCGACGCCGACUGGCUGCACUACCUGAGCCAGGUGCACCGGACGUCGUCGAUGCGCGCACGGCGCUGGGUGUGGGCGCUUGCGGGGGAGGUCGCGCGUGUAUAUUGGAAGAAGAAGUCCGAGGGGCCGUACGCCGACCCUGAGCAAACACCUGACUCCGACGGUGUAAAGGGGAGGGGUGGGGACGAGAAGGAUGAAAAGGAGGGGACAGGUGGGGGUAAGGGGAAGUGGCCGGGGAAGAGUGAGGCAUGGAGGGUGUAUGCGCAGAGCGUGGAGCAGCAGUACGAGAUGCGGCGGGUCGUGCAGGGGGGGAAUAUGGGGAACGCCAGUCAGACGAGAUUCACGUGGUGAGGGUGGACGGUGGGCGAUGAGAGUAGGUGGUAGUGAUACAGCCCUAUGUAUACUAGUCUCACCCUUGAAUUUUUAGAGUAUCCGUCUCGCU